AUCUCUCCUCCUUCCACAAUUGGCUCACCAGAGAAGGAGCAGGGCAGCUGCUUAUAGAUUGGUGAUCUCUACCCCCCUUGCACCUACUUCCAGUAGCUUUGUACUGUGCAAGCAUUUCUGUGCAACAGAGGAAGAUCCCCCCUCACCCACCCACUGGGAGAGACAGGAGCAAAACCAUGCAGCAGCACUGACUGUUGUGUCCCUGAGCCUGCAGCUGUGUGUUAUCUCCCCUUGCACACUCACACACUCACAUUAGCUGCUCUGACUUGCUAAUCUGCCAGCCUGAACCUCUAAUGCUGCUCCCAUACAGCUGACAGCUAGAGAGAGACAUCAGCAUUCAGCAGGAGCCUCCAGUCGUACCAGCACCAUGGUCUCAUGGCUCAUAUCCAGGCUAGUUGUGCUGAUAUUUGGGACUCUGUAUCCUGCCUAUUAUUCCUACAAGGCUGUGAAGUCAAAGGAUAUUAAAGAAUAUGUGAAAUGGAUGAUGUACUGGAUCAUAUUUGCUCUCUUUAUGACAGUGGAAACUUUCACAGACCUUUUCCUUUGCUGGUUUCCAUUCUACUAUGAGCUUAAAAUAGCCUUUGUGGCCUGGUUGUUGUCGCCGUACACCAAGGGAUCCAGUCUCCUGUAUCGGAAGUUUGUUCAUCCAACACUGUCCUCCAAAGAAAAGGAAAUCGACGAUUGUCUGUUGCAGGCCAAAGAUCGCAGUUAUGAUGCACUGGUUCAUUUUGGCAAGCGAGGUCUCAAUGUGGCCGCCACUGCUGCAGUAACGGCUGCUGCCAAGGGACAAGGUGCUCUCUCAGAAAGACUCAGGAGCUUCAGUAUGCAGGAUCUGUCAUCAAUUCGUGGGGAGGCCCCUGCCCAGUCUGCAGCCCCUGUACGGACAACUAGUAAAGCAACUAAGCCAAAGCUCACCCGGAGCGUAACACAACCCCCUGAAUCCUCAGUAUGUGCCUGCUGCUCUGUGGGCAAAAUCCUCAGAGUUGUUGAGGUUGAAGUGGAUGAGUCUGAAGUGACUUGUAAAAAAACCUAUGAGGUUAAGGAACUGAUUUCAGAUGAUGAAGAAGAAUCCACCAAUAGUUUUAUUCUGGAUGAAGCUCCUAUAAUUAAAGUGAUUAGGAAGAAGGACCAACCUGUUGAGCCACCACCAAGAGUCCAUAAACCUAGAUUCAGGACGAAAAGUACUUCAGCCUCCACCGCAGAAACUGCGUGAGCAUCGCCAAUAUCCAAAUCCACUGGGAAUGUCUCUUCACUGCCUUAAAAACAAAUCCAUAUCACACAAUGACGGCAAUGCCAGAACCCAGAAACAUGACCUGACUUACUCCAGCAUCUGCCAGUCACAAGCUCACAGAUAAACCUGCUUUACUUCUUUCUGGUCAAGCCAACCUCCCGGACUCCAUUACACUGGAUAGAACCUCAGUUUUUCUCUCUUGGUCCCAAUCACACGAUGAAGAGAGGAAAAUGAAGGCUUUUGCUAAGGAGCAAGAACUCAAAUGGCCAACAUGUUGGUGUAGCUGAUGCACAGGAGGUGCAUGGCAGCCUUAAUAUCAAUAUAUCUGGUACUCACGUGUUCUUUAUUAUAUAUUUGGCCCAGGAUCCUCUGUGGCUGUCCUUAUGUAGCAUCUUCAUGGUUUAAUAGAUAUCUCUUAGCGGAGUGGGGGAAUCUGGUGAAUAUGACACAUGUAUAUAGAAUUUCUUCUCACGCUGUAUGUGCUAGACAAAUGACAGAACAUUGCUGUGAAACAUUUAGGGAAGAACUUGCUACUCAAGAUAUGCACUAUACGCCCACACGUUGUAGGAAGCAGUUGUUUUCAUAACUCACCAUGUAGUCAAUGCAAUUUACUAGAAGACUGAGGUUGUUCAGUAGGAGUGGCACAUUUUCAUCAUUUCCUCUUUCACAAGGGGGUCUAAAGCUCAAAACAGAAUUGGGCUGAUAAUGAAAGUGUUACUAGAAAUAUUAUAUCAUGGGGGAUCUUCCCAACCUUUCUUUAGGACAUCGAAAAAUGCCCAUUCCCUACUUUAUGCCCCUGAGAUCUGGUAAGCACACCACUUAGCAAAUUCCAAAGAUAUUACUAAUUAAUGUUUCACAAAAUGUGUGUGGAAUCAUGUCAUGGAAUCACAUACAAGGUAACCCCUAAAAUUCAAUGACAGGCCAGUGUAUGUCCUUGCAAAGUCACUGUUUCCAUGGCACACCUUUAUGUCAGCCAUGUUUUCUUUUGUUCCUAAAAUUUACAUCAAAUUGAGAAAGUAGUUAGACUGAAAGAAGUAUCUAUGGUAAGUAAUUAUGCGUGUGUUUCAUAUUAGGGUUGCCCUGGAACAUUGUAGAUGCCUUCAUCCAUAAUUGCCAACUUUUUACAUUAUUUCCACAAUGGGCCCAAUUCCAGCAAACCAAAGAGGACAUGUUCUACAGGAAUUUAGACGUUGCUUGGACAAUUUGGGUAAAGAGGCUAGAUCAAGUGGGGUGUUGGCAAGUUGAGGCACGCUAACCAUUGUCCUAUUUUUUAUGUUGGAAUUGUGACUUGUUGCUGCCCCAAUAUUUUAUUACAACACUAAACGCCUUAUAGUUUAAAGUUCAGCAGGAAAACUUUAACCGUGAACUCAAAAGCCCAUUAGAAAAUAGAAAACAAUUGCAACUACAGAUGAUGAGCCUUUGAAUGUUCCAAGUACUAAUCCAACAUGAGUCAGCUGAAAAAGUGACCAGUACCCCACAUGGCGUAAAAGCAAUUACAAUUCUGUACUCUUAUUGAGGUCUAGUAUCCCCCAUCACUACAUACAUUACUAAGCACUCUCACGGACAUUUGCCCAUAUAUGUUUAUAACUAGGUUAGUCUUGAAAGCAGUUGUAUUGCAGCAGAAGUCCCCUUCUCUUCCAUUCUUAUAUAGGUUUGUGAUGAAAGAGGGAGACUCAAAGCCAUGCAAGUAGUUCACAAGCAUCUAGAUCAGUGAGACCUCCCCCCAGGAAGCUUUGAGGUGGGUUUCAGCCUGAAGGCCAGUUUGGUUGGCAUUAGGCAAAGAAAGUCUAUAUACUCUCUUAGAUACACCUAAAAGCCCAGCUUGAAGGCCAGUUAAGUUGAGAUUUGGGGAGAGCACCUGUUUGCUUUCCUAAAUACAUCUGAAAGCCCAACUUGAAGGUCAAUUAAGGUGAGAUUUGGGGAGAACACCUGUUUGCUUUCCUAAAUACAUCUGAAAGCCCAACUUGAAGGUCAAUUAAGGUGAGAUUUGGGGAGAACACCUGUUUGCUCUCCUAAAUACAUCUGAAAGCCCAACUUGAAGGCCAGUUAAGUUGAGAUUUGGGAAGAGCACCUGUUUACUCUCCUAAAUACAUCUGAAAGUCCAGCUUGAAGGUCAGUUAGGGUGUAAUAUGGGGUUAAACCUUAUUUGCUGCCCUUGAUACUAUUGUUGAAUGACUGAUAAACUGUAUCCUAUAUUUCUAACCUUACAAGCUGUGACCUUGACCAAAAGUUGGACAUCAAAAGAGAUCUUGAAUUUAAAAAGUCCGACAACCAUUACUGUAGACCCUAUCAAUUCAGCAUGUGUGGAGACACCACCUAUAGAGGAUUUUGCUUUAGAUCCUAUAUGUUAAAACCUUUUUCAUUGUUGCUGUUCCUUUUACUUUUGAACUGCCAAGAUCCGAAUAUUCUAAUCAAGUAUAUAUUGCAAGACUCGCUUACUUUAAGUUGGUUGCACUUUGUUAGUACAGUAAAAGGUGCUCGCACCCCUACAUGCUAGCAGGAAAGGCAAACCAGGUUUGGCUUUUGGUAUUGGCUCGCACCCACCCACCCACACACUCAAGAAUAAUUUUUUCACACGCAGCCUACAAAAAAAUGAGUGAAUGCUGGUCUUAAAAUGACAAAAACCUGACAUAUUUGAAAAAAUACAAUUUUAAGUGCACUUUUAAUUUAAUGCCAUAGUGGAAAAGUGUUUGUUGUCCCCCUGGUAGAACUAAAUCCUCUACCCUGGAGGGAUAUUUUUUUUUUUUUAAUUUGUGAUACUUGAGUUAAUUAAUUUCUGUAUAUAAUAUUUAUGUAAAGUGGAAAUGAUUUGUAUUGAUAGGGUGUGUCUCUGAGUCUGUGUUUCCCUGCCACUGAACGAUGGACAUUAAACAUAUCUAAACUCA
Xenopus laevis (African clawed frog) is the source of this 4116-nucleotide messenger RNA. It is a transcript of the gene reep1.L, whose product is annotated as receptor accessory protein 1 L homeolog. Gene Ontology annotation, cellular component: membrane; cytoplasmic microtubule; endoplasmic reticulum membrane. The coding region runs from base 368 to 1213 and encodes 281 amino acids. NCBI's taxonomy places the organism in Eukaryota, Metazoa, Chordata, Amphibia, Anura, Pipidae. The transcript is spliced from 9 exons. Gene Ontology annotation, biological process: endoplasmic reticulum tubular network organization. Gene Ontology annotation, molecular function: microtubule binding; olfactory receptor binding. The record is from RefSeq and is a predicted model, not a curated record.